UCCGGCAACUUUGACUAUGCGCUGGAUACAGCAGCCAGUAUGGCGGACAGCGAAAGUGAUUUGGACACAGACGGGCUUGAUAUAGCUCUGGACACAUUGUGUAAUAGAUACUGCAGCGACGAGUCAUCUCUGAAGAGCAAAGAAUAUUGCUCUGAGUUCUGUGAGUUGGUUGAGGAGUACACAGGGCAAUGGCAAGUUCCUCUCCCCCAGCUCAAGGUGCUGCGGACAGCACUCUGCAGCUUCACCAACGCCACUGCUGCCUUCCCCGAUGACUGCCAGCACAUCCACUAUGUUCUCAGCAGUCUGGCCUUGAGCUUUUUUGAACUGAUGCUGUUUUUCAGCAAAGAAGAAUUUGUGGAAGACCCUUUAAAAGACAUCCUUGAUUCAUUUCAGGAGUGCCACUCCCAACUCCUAAGGCAUAGGAACAUCUACCUUCAGCAUGUGAAGCAGAUCAUCAAAGCAGGAGGCCCAUGGGAGAAUGCAGUGCUGCAAGGAAUCUUGAAGGAGGCAGACUUGGCACCAAAAGAGGUUGAGGACUACUUGAGCUCAGAGUUGCCAAUAUUGUUGGAGCUGCGGGUUCGUUAUCUGCAGGCCUGUGAACGAAUACCGGAAGCCAUGGCCCUUGCUAAAAGCUGCUUGGAAAAUCAUGAGGCUGGAAAGCACCUGUACUUCCAUCAGGCAUACCUGACCUGCCUCUACAAGGCCUCACUGCAUGAAAACCUUCACAAGGAGAUGGCAGAGAUAGAUGGCCAUGAUGCAGUUGAGAUCAUCUGCAAUACAGAGAGUGUUGAAAAGGAUGAGCUCCUGCUGUCACUGUGCAAAACCUUCCUAACCCAGCAGCUGCACAAUGGUGACAUGUAUUACAUCUGGGAUCUGGUGUUUAUCUGGAGUAGGCUGUAUCUCAGGGCCCAUCCCUCCAGACAAGGUUUCCUGGCUGAAUGCUUGGAGCUGGCUUCCUCUGCUACCAACGUCAGAGCCAUCUUUCCCUUCAUCAAACUGGUCACCACAGAGCUGGGUGGUGAAGGAGUCCAGGUCUGUGUAGAGCUAUGUGCCAGGGCCUUGCAGCUGUGUGACAUGCAGGCGGACUCUAUAACCCGGUCACUGGUCUGCAAGACCAUUGCUUUCCUGCUGCCUCAUGACCUGGAGAUCUGUCGAGCAUGUGCCCUGCUGGUCUUCUGCCAGGAACGCAGCCUGGAGGCUUACCGAACCGUCUGCCUGCUUUACAUGCAUCCUGACCAGGAGCCACAUCCCCACAACAGCCCUGUCAGAACCAGUGUUCGCUUCCAUAUUCUGCAGGUUGGAGGGAGUGAAGAGAUGCUCAAGGAUCGCCUGUGUUUUGACCCUGAGUUUUGGAACCUCCUGACCCUCAGGACCCAUUGCUUGGAGUUGAUAAGUGACAAUGUCAUGAAGGCUGCUGUACUAAAUGAGAUGAAAGAAGAAGAGGAGAAGGAACACAGUGAAGAGCUGUUAAAUAAUUGUGUAAAUGACUUAUUCACUCAAGAUUUGAGUUCAUGCCAGGGCACUGAGGCUGCAUUUGUGAACCAAGACCUUUCAGAAGCACAGACUAUAGAUGAAAAGCCAGACAAGCAUGUUGUUCCAUCAAAUAAUGCUCUUUUGAAGAGGAGAAAAUGGAGGAGAAGACUGCGAAGGAGAAAACGGUCUGCAUCUGAUGAUGAGGCAGACCUUGGUGAUGAUCCAGAGUUCAAAUACAAUCUCAAAUCUACAACUUUGGGUCAUAAGCCCAUGUAUUCACUAAGACACAAUCACACUAACAUGGAACAUUCUGCUUCUGUAAAGCUUCCUCUAAACCGCAAGAGAGAAUACUUGUCUAGGUGUGUAAAGAGCCAAAUUCUGAAAAGGAAAGGCCGGAAGAAAAGAUGGUUGCAAGGUGUUCCAAGAGUGGAGCAGGUGCAGACAGUUAAAGAGAAAAAGGUCAAAGUUAAAGGUAAAAAAAGGGGAAGGAAGCCUUUAAUGAAACUGGAACUCUCGUACCCUGAUAAUGAAAUAUUCCUUACUGAGGAUGAAUCUGGUUUGGAGGCAAAAAUAGGCACACAAAACAAAGAGCAGGAUAUGGCUCAUCUGGAGAAUGAACUUGGUCAAAAGGAUGAACAGAAAAAUAAUCAGCUCGAGCACAUGACUAACCUUGAUAUGGAAAAUGCACUUGAGAACCAUAGUGACUUUGUCUGUGGUAGCACUGUCGAUGAAAAAACCCAAAAUGAAUCUCAAACAGAGCUUGGUUCCAAGCUUACUGAAGGUCCUCCUGGUGAGCCUCAAGCUGCACUUCCUGCUUUUGAAGCUGAUCCUGAGCUUGAUGGACCACCCCUAGAGUUAGUGGAUUGUCCAGUAGAACUGUUGCACAGUUACUCCCUUAAAUCAAAAAAGCCUGACAGUGAGAAACUGCAACCUCAAGAAUCCUCCGCACCAGAUGAGCUUAAUGGUGACACAGAGCAGGAGCCCCAACCCACAGUGGAAACAAAAGUCUCAGACACUGAGGUGAAAGCCAAGAGAACGUGGAAGGACAGAGUACUCCGUACUCAACAGUAUGCCCAUUUGACGUACCACUGCAAUUUCUGCCACAAAGACUAUAAGGGCUUGAAUGUUAUGAGGCAUGCUCUGUCACACCUUAAGAGUAGAAAACUAAAAUGUAUACUUUGUGGAAAACACUUUAAACAGCUUCCUUGUGCCAAAAAGCAUAUUCUGGACCACAUUGAUGAAAUGUGCAAACAUAAACCCCCUGAAAAAGAGACAUGCACUGAGGACACCCCAACUACUAAUGGAAUAGUAGACAAUGUAGAAAAUCAGAACCCAGUUCAAAAUGAAAAUCAGACUUCUGAGGAAACUUCUGAACAGAAACCUGGAGGAAGAACUAAAGGGUCAAGCCUCAGUAGGGAAGAUCGAAUCAUCAAGAACCUCCGCACCCUUAUCAAAAAGUCAAGUGUGCUUCAUAAAAAGUGCAAAAACCCUAAUGUGAAUAUUUUCCAGCAGGUAGACUUUAAGAAUGAGCAAGUAGUUAUGAAAGAUGACCUGGUGAUUUUAAAAGAUCUAUCUGUGAUGGAAGAGGAGGGAGAAGGUGAAGAUAAGGAGAAGGCAACAGAAGAAAAUGGCUAUGGUGUGGAUAUCACGUAUCACCUGUGCCCUUCAGAGUCCUGUGAUAGAGUAUUCUUGAAGGUCAACACAACACUAACAAGGCAUGCUAUCAAAUGCCAUAUUAAUGAAGAUAAGGUGUUGGAGAAGACUUUUGCUUGGGCCAAGCACAAGUGCACCCUCUGCCUCAGGCAGAUACCAUUUCUCCAGCAUUACAAGGACCACAUGAAACUCCACAACGCUCCUCUCCGUUACUUCUGCUACCAUCUAGAGUGCAAUCAGCGCUUCUUGACACACCAGGAAUUAAAGGACCAUGUCAACUCUCACCAGCCCUUCAGACCUCAGUGUCCCUUCACAGACUGUGAGAAGCUAUUCUCAAAUCUUCAGGGUCUCUAUGACCAUGAAUGGAGACACUACAUCCCAGUACCUCAAAGAGAGGAGCUAGAAUUGGGGCCCAACAGACAGAAGACACAAAAUGCUGAAGCUCCAUGGAAGCAGAGAGUGAAGGUUGAGGAGCUAUGGCUGCAGAAUAAAAAGGGGCACAGGGAAAGUCCCACCCCUGAUCACACUGAGGCCUCAAAACCUGGGGAUCUCAGGGAAAUAAGCAAAACUGAAGAGCAGACUUGUAAAGUAAAUGACCCAAACAGUGGUCAAGACCUGUCUAAAUCAGAUAAUCAUUCAGAAAAAACACUCAACUAUAAGCCCACAGAUGAUGGCAAAACCACCAUCAAUGGGUAUGAGGAUGUGACACAGAAUCUGAAGUCCGAGGGACUGAUCUCCACUUCCCAUACUGGUGCUGCUGCUGCUGCGCCCACUCCUGCAAGUAAGAAGUCUCGAAAAAGACGUCCUGAGUCGGACCCCUUGAAUGUACGAGACCAUGAGGACUUGUCUAGUUUGGGUGAGGGAGUCCAGCAGCCACUGGGAGAGCCCCACAUCACUGAGCACAAAUCCUUUAAACCUGAAGAAGUCUCCUUCUCGACUUUUGUCAAAGCCCCCUUCAGCCGCCCACCGCCCUCCACCUACCUGGAUGAAUCUCUGCUCUCAAUGCGCAAGAGGCGGUCCACUGAUGAGGCUGCUCCAAAGAAAAAUUCCUACUGGAGCACUAAGAAGAAGAAGGAGCCCGUCACAGAGAAGGACCAGCCAGAGGGUGAUGUGACCCCUGAGCAAAAGAUCAGACAUCGCUGUGACAAGUGUCUGUCCUCCUUCGGCAGCUUAGAAGAAUUACAGAAACACCAAGCCCUUAACACCUGCUCUGCUCUUUUUGGCUUUGAUUCAGAUGAUGAAAGUUAGUAAUGCGUGAAGAGGAGCUGCAACUGAAUAGACUAUCAUACUCUGUCACAAGGGUAGGCCUAAAGAAUGAACACUGGAACCCUGCCUCAGUACUCAGACGCAGUAAUUAUUUACAAUAAAUCUUGUGCCAAAAUGGUCAAUUGGAGGAUUUUGUUAAUCAGUAGAACUUCUGAAGCAAUAAUUUACUUCUUUCAUCUUUGUUUAAACCAUCCUCAGUGUGCACUUUAUUAAGGUAUUUCUUUUAAUCUGUGUUAUGUCAGUAUUUAUUUCACUUAUUCAAACAACAUUAGUUAUACACCGCCAGUCCAAAGUUUUAAAACACCUCCAUUUUUCCAGUCAUCAUUAGUGUUAUUCAACAGCUGAACACUUGUGGAAUUCUUCCUGCAACUGAAUUCAGAUAUUGUUUAGACAGGUAGCACUGUUGGAGACUGAGAGUAGAAAACCAAUGUGCUGCACUUGUAUCUCUGCUUUCACUCUUCAUCUGGAAAGUCUGGACAUGGUUCUGUUCCAUCAUUUGAAGCCUACUGUCUUGUUGCUUUCUUUUACACAGCCUGGGUGUGUGUUUUUGGUCAUGAUCCUCUUAAAGGAUGAAAAGGUUUCAUUUCCAUUGUUAUAACAUUUUUUAAUCUGCUGUAUUUUGUUUGAAGGUCGGUAUGAUAACGCUACAGCUAGUGCUAAUUUUGCUAAAAGAAAAGUCCCAUUAAACAGCGAGAUUGUUUAGAAUGAGCACGAUUUCUGUCAAAUCAUUUCUCAUGCUCAUCUCUGAGUCAGAAGGAACCUGUGGCAGUUGACUUUUGUACCAUUUAAGGUUAUUUACUGGACCUGAACUGCUUAAAUGUCAGUAAAAACUGGAAAAUGGUGGUGUUCUUAAACUUUUACCUGGUAGUUCAAAAGCAAACUUUGUUUUCUUAGCAUACUGUAUCUAAAAGUAACUCUGAACAAUGAGAAUCCAAAUAGUUUUUCACAUAUAAAUUUACAAAUAGCCAUAAAAUAAUGUCACAAAUGACAGAAUUCCCAUUUUAGACCACAGAAUGCCAGCAUUGUAAUGCAAACCUAUGCUGGACUCACCCCACUGUGGUAUUGUUACUGUACUAUUACACAGUGUAUGUUAAGGGUUGUGAACCUGUUAAAGAAAAGGCAUCACUCAACAAUGCAUUCGCUUUUCUAAAACAUCACUACAGAUAAUUUCAACCUGAGUUUCAGGCUUAUUGCACUGCAAGUACUGACACAUAAAUUCAGUGAAUGAUUUUUCCUGGAUAUGUAGGAGGAGGCAAAGCUGGAUGUAUGGAUAAAUGGAAAGCUUUUGCCUUUUCUUGCAUACUUUGACAUGCUUACAUUAUAAAAGGUUGCAAUGCAGGUCUGCCUGCUCUAUGUUUUUGUCUUUUAUAAGAAGACAUAAAGUACUGCUACAGUAGGCAGCUCCCCAGACAUUUGACAUGUUUCAGUGGUAUAGUUGCACCAUAUUCUGAGUCGGUGCCAUACAAAGCAGUGGAGAAACCUCUCCCAGUGCUUUUGGCAAACUGCAUCCCCACUGACCCUGGUAUGACCACAGAAAUGAAUGAACCUGUCUAAAUGCCAUUUCACUGAAAUGGUGAAGUGUUUUUGAUUGCUUAUCUCAAAUUGAUAUGGAUAUGUACGUGUCCGUUUGGUUCAUGUAUU
This is a messenger RNA of Monopterus albus (swamp eel), 6033 nucleotides long. RefSeq lists its product as uncharacterized. The coding region runs from base 40 to 4374 and encodes 1444 amino acids. The record is from RefSeq and is a predicted model, not a curated record. NCBI's taxonomy places the organism in Eukaryota, Metazoa, Chordata, Actinopteri, Synbranchiformes, Synbranchidae. Gene Ontology annotation, cellular component: nucleus. The transcript has 12 exons. Gene Ontology annotation, biological process: regulation of transcription by RNA polymerase II. Gene Ontology annotation, molecular function: DNA-binding transcription factor activity, RNA polymerase II-specific; DNA binding.